CGCUAAUUUGGACUCGACAAUACUGCCCUGCAACGACCAUCGCACUGGUCGAUGUCGCGCGCUCCUCCAUUUUCUUCUCGUCGCGGCCGGUCGCCUUCGUUUUCAAAUGGAAUUCCUACAAUCUCGUCCCCUCUCUCAGCGCCAGGUACGACGAUGGCUACCAGGCCGUUGCAAAUCAGUCGAACUCCGUCGCGACCAACGACUCCCAGUAAUAGCUCCAUAAUAUCGUCGUCGCCAAGGGCUACCCCACCAAACACUGCGCCAGUUGGCCCUUCUCGACCUCAGCGGUCCGAGCUACGGGCUCGAGUCUCUGACUUCACUGGAAACGACCGAGGGUCUACGUCUUACCGAGACAGUAUUAGUACAACGCGUUCCGAUGCUUCUUCCUCCCUUCACUCUCGAACGAUUACAAGUACACCUGUUAAGACACGGCCACCAAAGCCUCAGCGUCUAAACAGCUUACCCACGGACGAUGAGCAGACCCCAACGCCGACAUCAUUGUCAUCGGUCAUGUCGGCCUUUCAGUCUGCAGGAAGACGACGUGCAAUGACUAACGGUAGUGAUGACUUGGAAUAUCAGAAGGAGAAGAAAGUUGAAAUGGAAGCUGAGAAAGUCAGGCAACAACGAAUACGAGACAAGGUGCCUGGACUGAGGGUGAAUGGAAAAGCUCGAGCAGGCGAUAUUGAUGCUGUGCUCGACCAAAUAAGAGACGAAUGGGCCUUUGUUAUUGACCCAGAUUUCAAUCCCGUGGAUCUUGCGCUUCAACUCCUGGACGAUUCCUCACUGGGAAAGGAUAUUGAUUCGUUUCACAACACUAAGAAUUUAUUGUCCAAAGCCCUGCAAGGUUCUGUCGACAAACAUCACCAAGCCUUUGCCGCCGCACUUCCUCACCAUGCCAACCUCUUGAAUCACUUGGGGGCUACGCAAACACAGAUCAAUGAGACACGGACAGCAUUGCAAGAAUCUAAAGAUGCUCUAGGUAGCAAACGUGCUGAUCUUGUACAACUUUGGGCGAGGGGACAAACUUUGGAAGAAAUGAUGCGACUUCUGGAUCAAAUAGAGCAUCUCAAGUCUGUGCCUGACCUUCUAGAGACUCUCAUGUCAGAAAAACGCCUCCUGCAGGCGUCUGUUCUCCUCGUUCGAAGUCUAAAGAUAAUAAACAAACCUGAGAUGCUUGAGAUCGGAGCUGUCUCUGAUUUGCGAGGUUAUUUGUUGGGCCAAGAAACGGCUCUGCGAGAAAUAUUGACCGAUGAACUUCACAGUCACUUGUAUCUCAAAUCAUUUUGGUGUGACUCUCGUUGGGCGGCUUACACACCAAAUCAGCGGACAUUCCCCAAACUAGAUUUCGAAACUGACCCCCUUCCCAUUUCCUCCCAGAUGUCGCCAUCCUCUCCCACGUUCCAUCGAACACGUUUUGCUCGCUUUAUCGACGAACUUACCUUACGACCCAAUGACCCACCGCAUGACCUGGAUGACCCUAAUUUCCGCAAUGGAUUCUCUGCUUCUUCGUCUGCCUCAAUAUCUAAUAUCACGCUUAUUAUGCAGAACUCUAAUCCUGAGACCGACUCCUUUGCGUACAUGGAAACGGUGCUCGAAUCUCUUGCGGUCUUAAGCCGGCUGGGCAGCGCUCUGGACAGUGUCGCACAGCGCGUGCCUAAUGAAAUUUUCAACCUGGUGGAAACAACUCUAAAUGAAGUUUCAGAUCGUGCUGAGUACGGUCGGCGUGGUUCCGUGUACGCUCUCAUGCGGGCUGCAACGCGAUCCGAAGGCGUGUACGUUUUUGCCACAGUUACGUCUUCGUUGAGCAACAGGGUCGCAAGGAAAGGAGAUUAUCUCAAUCCGUCGUGCCUGAGACUGUCUGCCCUCGAAUCCUCUGUAAAGCAAGUCGACCAUGAGAUACUGAAGGAUUUCUUUUGGACUCUUUAUUCAAAAAUGGAUGCGGUUGCUCAAGGUCUGAGGGUGAUUUAUGAGGUAGCCAAUCGAAUCGGCUCUCGGCGAGAUUUCAAGGAUGCAGCAGGCACAAAGCCUGGUGCGCUUUUCCCUCUGGCAGACAUCUGGAUAUCAGUGCAGUCAGAGAUACGGACACUCAUUUCCGACUACUUGACCAACGAAGAGCAAGGCGCUGCUUCUGGUAGAAAUCCAGUGUCUUCCAUUAACGAAAUACUUCGUGAAGGGCGUUACUCGAGGGAUAAGACAAAGGCGAUGUUCCGGUUUGCAGACACUGACGUGAAGUUGACCAACAAGUUGCUACGGUCUCAUGAGGAUGAGUUGACUCGUGUUCUCAAAGACACGAUGCCUGGACUAGUCCAGGGUGGAUCUGAUAACACUGUACAAGCCGCUCUCUCUUCUGUUGGGGUGGAUGAUCGGAUACUUGGAGCAGGUCAACACCAUCGAUUACUCAUUGAACCGGAUACUUUUCAUGUCACUGUUCUUUUUGAGCCGACACUGGCAUUUCUCGCUCGUGUUGCUGAAACUCUACCCCCAGGGGCGGAAUCGACUCGAGAUUCGAGUACGGUUUUGGACGACUUUGUCUUAAAGGUAUAUCUCCCUCAGCUAGAAGAGAAAGUGUCGUCCUUGUUUCAUGAGGCAGUUACCGGUCACGACGCGUUUCUUCCUGAUCCCUUGUCAGCGAAAUUCUGCUCGGAGCCUCUAGUAAAGGCAAGCACGCAGCUCAUGGCUUUGAUAAAUUCAUUAUGUGCAAUGCUUCAAACCACCCCCUUCCACCGAGAAAAUUACUCUCGAUUGAUUCUUGGCGUCAUUAUUCAGUUCUAUCAGCGCUGCAGUGACCGGUUCCAAGAUUUGGUGUCGACAUCGACAGAAGGUCUGCCAGCAGCGCCUUAUGUAGCUCUUGCCGUCCAAUGGGCACAGCGGUCAGAGUUGACUCCCUGCUUGAGGGAGUUGCUAUCUACAUCGCCAAGUAGUAUAUCAACGCAGCAGCAACUUUGUCGUCAAGAAACCAAUCUUGAGCUCGACUUCCUUGGGCCAGACACUGUCAAGGCAACUGAUCUUGUCUCAUCAAUACGCAAUUUGUCUGCGCUGGCAAGUCUAUAUCGCAGUGUGGCUUGGUUUGUUUCUGAGCUGAAUGCUUUAAAGUCUCGACCAUCGGACCCGCCGAUGAGUCCGCUGAAUCUGGAACUUUUGUCUGCAACGUCUGCUUCAUCUCCGGUACUGCUGCCACCCGCAACAUCUGUGAGAGCAGAACUACUGGUCCUCCCACUUUCAAAAGAAAUGUCGCUGCGCUUGGGUGCACUGCUCAAGACGUACGAACAACUCGCAGAGCUCAUAUUGAGUACUAUUAGAAUCGACAUCAGGUGUCGGACUAUAUAUUAUCUUGAUUCAGCACUACGUUAUGCGAGUUUCCUGGCUCUUUCAACUGGUGGAAAUUAUUCCAUGGAGCAGGAAGCAGGAGAACCAGAUCCCCACGUAAUCGAUCUUAAUAAUGAACUAGGAGAAUGCGAUGCCUUCGUUAGCACUAGCUUGCCGGAGACAGCAAGACGAUUUAUAUUCGUUGGGUUGGGAUAUCUUAUGGAACAUAUUCUGAUCGCGAAUGCUCGGUACCUUGGUGUCCCGACUAACUUUGGGAUCAAGAAGAUCAUCCGGAAUAUGCUUGCUCUACAACAAAGCGUCAAGGCCAUUACAAACGACCAAAACGAGUUCGAAAAAGCGAAGCGUUACUAUACGCUCUUUUUUAUAUCACCACAAGCAAUGCUUGAUGGCAUACGGCAAAAACAAAUGUUCACUUUCGAUGAGUAUUUGACAAUGCUACGGUUACAAUGCGGAGUCGACCAGACAGAAGGAGACCCUAGAGCCUCCAAGGCAAUCAACCGUAACUAUAGCAUGUAUGUCAUAGACCUGCAUGGAUUAGAAAUGGAGAAUUCGGCAUCAUGAUCACUAUUUACUGUAGCAUACCGACAUAUUUAUUUAUAUAUGUAAGGACUAUUUCUUACGCUUCUUACCGGUG
Molecule: messenger RNA, 3961 nt
Organism: Guyanagaster necrorhizus
Lineage: Eukaryota; Fungi; Basidiomycota; Agaricomycetes; Agaricales; Physalacriaceae
Product: Sec8 exocyst complex component-specific domain-containing protein
Exons: 17
Coding region: 52-3888 (1278 amino acids)
Biological process (GO): exocytosis; Golgi to plasma membrane transport
Cellular component (GO): exocyst
Source: RefSeq, a predicted model, not a curated record